Molecule: messenger RNA, 489 nt
Organism: Entamoeba invadens IP1
Lineage: Eukaryota; Evosea; Mastigamoebida; Endamoebidae
Exons: 1
Coding region: 1-489 (162 amino acids)
Molecular function (GO): calcium ion binding
Source: RefSeq, a predicted model, not a curated record
AUGAGUAAAGAAGAUGCUGAUAAGAUCUUUAAUGAAAUGGAUAUUGACAAGAAUGGUACUAUUGACGAAAAUGAGUUUGUCUUGGGUUUGAAGAAGAUCAUGGGAGAAGAAAAUUUCAUGGAAGAUGAUAUGAAGGCGGUUUUUAUUAUGUGUGACAAAUGUUCGUUUUUUCACAAAAGAGACAACAAACUCGACAAAGAAGAGUUCGCUCGAGUGGUCAAAGCUAUUCCACAACUCCCCACAAACUUCGAUAGCUUAAAUUUUGUUCAACAAGAUGUCGCCAAAAAGCAAAGAGUUGGCACUUUUAUGUUUAAUAUAAUUGAUGAAGACAGUAGCAAUACUAUUACGUUGAAAGAACUUGAAAAGUUUAUAACUGCCAUCGGAAAGAAAAAAGAAGAUGCAACAAAAGUAAUGAAUUUGGUUGACAAGGAUAAGAGCAAAACGAUAACACUUGAUGAAUUUUUAGAGUGGUAUUGUGACGACUGUUGA